Molecule: messenger RNA, 3530 nt
Organism: Dendrobium catenatum
Lineage: Eukaryota; Viridiplantae; Streptophyta; Magnoliopsida; Asparagales; Orchidaceae
Product: pentatricopeptide repeat-containing protein At4g13650-like
Exons: 3
Coding region: 313-3030 (905 amino acids)
Biological process (GO): RNA modification
Molecular function (GO): protein binding; RNA binding
Source: RefSeq, a predicted model, not a curated record
AACAAAAUCCAAUGAAUAACUUUCUCCAAUGAAACAGAGCAGUCGCUUGAGGUAGUUGCAGGUGCGAGUGUUUUACAGGACCCCCAACCAGUUCUAUGCUAUGAUUUGUGGGAAAAGAAUGUAAUUGUGAUCGGUAGCAGCAAUGAGUCGACUGCUUUGAGAGAAGUAAAUGAAAUAUAUAUAUGACGUUUGAUAUGAAGCUUAGAUUCCGCGGGGGGAGGAAGGUGGAAUGGAUAGAGAAGGCUGGAGAUUUUAACAGGAUGGUUGCAGGUUCAGAAAAAAAUAAAAAAACGCUCAUCUUGGAUACUUUACAUGAGACUGUCUUCAUAUAUUCACUACUUAUUAAUUAAAUCCCAAAGAGCUCUAGGUCAAGUAAGCUAUGGCUUUAAUAGCUUGCCUUCAUCCGUUAUUCGAUUCUUUACGGCCAUGGUUGCUCCCCAAUGCGGACGAGAGGGAGUCCAAGCCACCACCUGCUCCAAUCUCAUCUCUGUUCUUCGGUACACCAAAACUCACCGGCUGCUAUCUGUUGGAAAGAUGGCCUAUGGCUUCGUUCUUCGAUCUGGGUUGGAAUUUGAUGUCUAUAUUUCUAAUAAUAUGCUUUGUGUUUACUUGUCAUGUGGUGCUAUUGUUCACGCACGCCAGAUGUUUGAGAAAAUGAUUAUAAGAGAUACGGUUUCCUGGAACACCAUGAUAUCAGGGUUCGUUAGCUUGGGGCUGUUUAGAGAAGGAUUUGUUCUCUUCGCCGAGAUGAUUCGAUUGGGAAAUCUGCCAACCCAUCCGAGCUUCGUAUCCAUUCUUGUUGCAUGUGCUGAGAUGGGAAAUUCAAUAUAUACUCAGCAAGUUCAUAGUUGCAUCAUCAAGUUUGGUUUUUCUUCUUUUCCUUUUGUGGGAAACUCGCUCUUGAAGGGUUAUGUGGAAUAUGGAGAAUAUGAAGAUUGGUUGAAAGUGUUAAACGAUAUGCCUGUUUUGGAUGAAAUUUCUAUUCAGAUUUUGUUGAGAGGAUGUGUUUGCCAUAAAAUCUUCGGUUUUGCUGUUGAGUUGUUCAAGUAUUCAUGCUCCAUCGGCAUAGAUGUUAGCCCUUACACUAUCACUAGCUUAGUAAGCUUAUGCUCGAGUCAUGAUAAUGCCAACUUUGGUGUCCAAAUUCAUGGAUUUUCCCAAAAAAAUGGCAUGGUUAUGGAUGUUUCUGUAGUUAAUUCUCUAAUAACAAUGUAUUCAAGGACCUAUACUUUACAUGAUGCAGAAGAUUUGUUUGAAUUGUGUAGUUCAAGAGAUAUAGUUACCUGGAACUCUCUCAUCAGUGGCUAUGCGUAUAAUGGGGAGGGUGAUGCUGGCUUUGGCCUUGUUCAGAGGUUGCUCUCUAGUGGAAUUUUGCUGAAUGAAUCUACUUUCCUGAGCUUCCUGUCUUGUUGUGCUGCCAUUGGUGUCCUUAAUAAUGCAAAAAAAGCGCAUGCUUUGAUUCUUAAACUUGGAGAAGGCUUUGAGGAAUGGACCGAUAAUGUUAUAUUGACCAUGUAUUGUAGAACUAGAAGUAUAGAAUAUGCAGCUGCCACUUUCCAAGCUAGCAAAGUUAAGGAUGCCUUUUCAUCAAAUUUGAUAAUGGGGUUAUAUAGGAGCUUUGGCCGCCAUGAAGAAUCGAUAAAGCAUUUUCACAUUUUCCAAUCACAGGGUUCUCAGGUGGAUGACAUGAUGUUUUCUGGUGUCCUUUCUAGCUGUUCCAGACUGGGAUUUCUAAAUUUUGGAUGCCAAAUUCAUGUUUGUGUUAUAAGGAUAGGUUUUGAUAAGAUUUCUCACCUCAAGAACUCUAUUUUAGAACUAUACUCUCAAUGUGGAAGAGUGGAUGAUAUGGAGAGGAUUUUUGAGGAAUCUGAGACACUUGAUUUAUUUUCAUGGAACAUGAUGCUUAUGGGAUAUGCCAACAUUGAUUUAUUCCAUGAGGCAAUUAGUAUUUGGCAUGAAAUGUUAAAAUUGGAUAUUGAGCUUAAUGAGUUCUCUUACUCUGCUUUACUGCAUGCAUGUUGUCAUACUGAUGUUCUGUUGAUUGGAGAGCAAAUCCACACUACUAUCCACAAGAUAGGGCUAACAUUUGAUACAACACUAAUGAAUUCUUUGUUGACCAUGUACUCAAAUUGUAGACAAAUGGAGAAAGCUCAUUUGGUCUUUGAGGAGAUCUCUUCACCAGAUUAUGUAUCAUGGAAUGCCAUGGUUUCAGGUUACACACAAAAUGGAUUUCCAACAGAAUCUAUUCAACUUUAUGUAAGAAUGAACAAAAAUGGAAUUGAGACAAAUGAAAUGACUUAUGCAAGCGUCUUUUCCUCUUGUUCUUUGCUUGCAAAUCUGAAAUUGGGUUUUCAAUUCCAUGCUCAAGCGGUCAAAUGUGCAUUUGAUUUAAGCUUACCUGUUUCAAACUCACUCAUCACUAUGUAUGCCAGAUGUGGUAGCAUACAUGAAUCAUCCCAGAUUUUUUGCAGAACCCUGCAUCCAGAUCUAAUCACUUGGAAUUCAAUGAUAAAUGCGUAUGCCUAUCACGGGCUUGGAAAGGAAGCAAUUUCUGUGUUUGAACAAAUGAAUAAUUUUAGUGAGAAGCCCAACAGUGCAACUUUUAUAGGUGUUCUUUCUUCUUGUAGCCGUGCGGGUUUGGUUUCAGAAGCUUGUUAUCUCUUUAACAUCAUGAGUGAAGUUUAUGGUAUUGUACCAGGUGAGGAACAUUAUGCUUGCAUUGUUGAUACAUUAUCCCGGAAUGGUAAAUUGUGGGAUGCUAAGUUGUUUAUAGAGAGUAUGUGUAUUAACAAUUGCUCCUUGGUUUGGAGAAUAUUAUUAAGCUUUUGUCGACUAAAUGGAGAUGUAAAGCUUGGUGAGGUGGCAGCAGAGAAGAUAAUUGAUUUGGAACCAUGCGAUUCAACUCCAUAUGUUAUCCUUUCCGACUUAUAUGCUCAUCUGGGUAAUAGAACUAUGAAGGAUCAUUUGAGGAACUUAAUGGAGAAUAGAGGAGUGAAGAAAGAGACUGGGUGCAGUUGGAUUUCUAGUUAGAUUUAUUCAGUCAGUUAUGCUUUGGGGACGCAAGCACAAGGAAGCAGCUUUCAAGAGCUCGGAUCACAUUGUAUAAGAUAAAAUAAAUCAGGUACAACAAGUGGCUAGCCAUGAAGCAACUUGGUAUUUGUGAAGCUUGAAGUUGUCCAAAGACACUACUCGCUAGAGUCGAGACUAUUCAAGUUGCCUAGGAGAGAAGAUUCUACUCGACCUUGAGUACUAAGCUAAUGAUCUCAUAAAUGGGAAUUACAAAGUCAUCAAUUCAUGAAUGUUAUUCGCUCUCAGAACUCGUCUAUUCAUCAAGAUUACUAGCUAAGCCAACUAAGGGUUCUCGCCAGAAGAACUCAUCAAGGGUACUCACCCACAAUAAUUCUCCUUCAUCAAACAAAUAUUAUCCAUGCUCAUCAGCUACAAGGCUAUUUAUACUUAGCUCAAUCAUGUUGUUAUGAAUUGUUGUAUCCCUCUUAUAACAUCGACUUUGGUCAUCAACUAUAAAUAGA